Opisthorchis viverrini is the source of this 360-nucleotide messenger RNA. RefSeq lists its product as hypothetical. The transcript has 3 exons. Lineage: Eukaryota; Metazoa; Platyhelminthes; Trematoda; Opisthorchiida; Opisthorchiidae. The record is from RefSeq and is a predicted model, not a curated record. Bases 1 to 360 code for a protein of 119 amino acids.
AUGUUCCUCCCGUUUUCUGCGGACCGAAUCUGUUGCAGCUGCGACCGAUGUGCUCUUGGUACAUGGUUUAUAGGGGGAAAGAUGACUUAUUGGUUAGAACGCUUGGACAACCUGGCAGUGUCGCAGUCCUCAUGCUUUCUUCGGGUGACAUGGCAGCUUCGCACCGAAAGGAUGUUGCAGCUGGUUUAUAACGAGUACUUGCUUCUGGAUGUGCUGGAUGACCUCGCGCUUGCUGACCGGUGCAAACAGGAAAGUAUUCGAAAUCCGCCCAAUAACGUGGUCGGACACCGAACGAGCACCUCCUUCACCGAAGGUCACGGUAUCACUUUACGUGGGAUGUGCAUACCGAGUGUCAACUGA